CCCGCACUCGUACCCCAAAUAUACUACAUACAAUAACUCAUUGUAUUUGUUGUUUUGUUGCAAACAAAAUUCUUUAAUCGUGGCCACCAAUAACAAAUCAAAUAGACGCAAUAAAAUGGCCAAUUCCGGUGACAUCUGGCUGCAAUGGUUCUCCUGCUGUUUCCAUCAACCCCAAUCGCCGUCACGGCGAAGACACCAACGUUUACGCAUCGAUCGCUCAAUGAUUGGUAAUCCAACGAAUUUUCAGCAUACCGGACAUAUCGGUUCGGCCGAUGUGGAAUUGUCCACAAAUCACUUAAAUGCAAUACAGACACAAAUGCAGAGUAAGGGGGGCUAUGAGAUGAAUUCAAUACAAUUGCAGGCCUGCUGAUAGUAUUUUUAAGUUUUUAACCUAUGGACUUUUGGCCUAAAGUUUGUUAUUAAAUUUGCUGAUAAAAUUGAAAGAAAGAAAAAAAAGAAACUAAGAAAAUAAAGAGUACAGAGUGUAAUUGAGUUGAGUUGUUUUUAAGGACUCUGUAGUGCAAUCUCGCUUUUAUUAAUUGUUAAGCUGUUUAUUAUAAGAAAAUUUUUUUAUAGAGAAUAAACCACUCCCCCAAACCGCACUCUUUAAGCAGCCGCCCCUCUGAAGCGUUAACGGAAAGAAGAGUAAGUGUGAGAGAGUAUUUAUAUACUUUUAUUAAUUUGUAAUUUUUUUAUAAAAAAUAUUAAAAUCAGUUGUAUUUAGAUUUUAUAAUACAAAGAAAACAUAAAAAACAACAACAUUCAAUUGGGCCUUCAUUUUAAAAUAAAAACAAAAGAAAGAAAGAAAAAGAAUUUUAAGAAAAUCUGUUUUAAAAACAAUUUUACUUUCUUUUGAAAAUCUAUUAAAUAUUAAUUAUAUAUGUAGAAUUAUAAGUACAUGUGGGUACUUAAUUUUUCUGUUUUGUAUUUAUUAAUUCAAAUAACUAUAAUGAUUUUAUAUAACUAUCAAUUAACAUGGAAAAAGAAAUGUAAAGCAAUAUUUAGAACAAACAAAAAAAGUGGCUAGAAAUUUAGAGAAAAGAGAGAGAAUUAAAUGUGUUAUCACUUUACGGGAUAUCAAUUGCAAGUGAAUGCCAUUUACAGUAACAAAAAAGAAGCAAAUGUUAUAACACAGUGGUAAAUUCAUGUUUUCUGUUAUGAAACGGUUUUCGUUUAAUUUUUAUUAAAAAAUGGUUUCAUUUAAGUGUUUUUUUUCUUAAAUUACUAACAAAUAUAGAGACUUAUUAAAUUAAAAUUACUUAAACUUGCAUUUAUAAAACAAAAAAACCAACUUAAUUAUGAAAAUAGUUGAAGAACAAAUCUUUAAAUUUCCAUUUUUCAAUUUUAAUUGUAAAAUUUUUAUAAACACUGAUCUUUUGAGAACAAAACAAUAAUGAUUUCUCUCUAUUUGCAUUUAAAUAAAACGCACAAUUUUCAAACGAACAAUUAAAUCAAUCACACACAAAACAACUUAAAUUGUCCAUGGCAAAACAAAUUCAACAAAUUCUCUUGUGUAUUUUAACAAAAUAUCAAAUAUUAGCUUUAAGUUAAACAAAAUUUCUUGUUUUCUUUAUAAUGAAUUUAUUUUUUUUUUAUUUUUUUUUAGUUUUUUAGCACUUAACCAAUGUAUUUUAUAAAACAGAUCUUUAGUUUUUUUUUUGUAUUUAUAAUUAAAUAAUAAUGAAUGAAUGGUAUCAAUUAAAAAAUAUCUAAAAAUAAUAAUAAAUAAAUAAUGUAUGUACCUCCUUUUAAAUAAUCAUUAAUUAAUUAACCAUUUAAAUGUACUUGUAGAUUUGAAUAUUUUUUUUUUAUUUUUUUAAAUUAUUUAAAAAAAUUUCUUUUUGUUUUAUUAUUUAAUAUAUUAUUUAAAUAAAAUCAACCUUAAAAUUUA
This is a messenger RNA of Calliphora vicina (urban bluebottle blowfly), 1891 nucleotides long. RefSeq names its product CDC42 small effector protein Spec2 (gene Spec2). Gene Ontology annotation, molecular function: small GTPase binding. Gene Ontology annotation, cellular component: plasma membrane. The transcript has 2 exons. NCBI's taxonomy places the organism in Eukaryota, Metazoa, Arthropoda, Insecta, Diptera, Calliphoridae. Gene Ontology annotation, biological process: regulation of Rho protein signal transduction. The record is from RefSeq and is a predicted model, not a curated record. The coding region runs from base 116 to 370 and encodes 84 amino acids.